CUCCGUUCUACUUCCUUGGGAGGAAAAAAGUUAGCAAAGGGUUUUUUAAUAUACUCUUAGGAUCAACAUAAACGGUCCGAUAAAAGACACACAAUUUCCUAAUCCCAACAUGGCCGACAAGAGCAAGUACGCACAAGUCGACGACGAUGCCAGCGACUAUGGGGAGGAAUACCAAAUGCCUGUGCGGCAACAGCGGGGAUGGAUUUCAAUAUUGAGCUCAUUUCUUCUUGGCCUCCUCACAAUGGGAGUCUUCAUGGCUUUUUAUUUAGCCUUUAUAAUGCCAGAACCGUCACACGCACGCAACCUACCGGACGCUCGCAACGGCUCUGAUCCCGACACUGGCCUUCCCUUAUCCUGGUCUCAUGGCGACUGCGGUAACUCGCCCGAAGACGCAAAAGCACGAGGCUGUCAAUACAGCAUCGUUCUUCACUCGUGGCUGCCAAAGUCUUGCCUUACAGAAGCUGAUGUUGAAGACGCCAAGGACAUGUACAAAGACCGCAAUUGGCCCUAUGAAACUGCGUUGGGCCACAACCUUACCAUGCAAGAGCUUGGCGCUGGCGAUUAUGGACACUUUACUACUACGUUUGACUGGCAUGUCACGCACUGCAUGUAUGUCUGGAAGCGGCUACACAGAAUCAUGUUGGAUCCGACGCAAGAGCUGGAUACAUACACGGCCAACUAUCAUCAUACAAGCCAUUGCGUAGAGAUGAUUGGCGGCCAUCCAGAGGGCAUGAAGGACUCAGGCACAAAAAUCUUUGUAAAGUAUCCGAAAUGCGCAAAAUAGAAGUUUCCAAUUUGGGAAAGUCGCAUGUGAAUAAUUGGUACCGCUUCAGCAAUAAAGUAGCAGAGUUACGAAGUAUAAGACUCAUCAACAAUAAAGAAGUGGAAAUUUUAUAUUCAUGGCUGAUUACCAUUGCCUUUGGCCAUGAAGCCAUAUUGAGGCUGUGCCUACAAAGAAGACUUGGAGGGCCUCUAAAAUGACAAAAGUCCCCAUUCGCCUAACACUUGCUUAAUAUUAUUUAUCUUUUCCAACUGUCAUGAUAUUCAUAAUAUCAUAUCGUAUAUUAC
Talaromyces proteolyticus is the source of this 1068-nucleotide messenger RNA. RefSeq lists its product as uncharacterized. The coding region runs from base 110 to 784 and encodes 224 amino acids. The transcript has a single exon. NCBI's taxonomy places the organism in Eukaryota, Fungi, Ascomycota, Eurotiomycetes, Eurotiales, Trichocomaceae. The record is from RefSeq and is a predicted model, not a curated record.